Messenger RNA from Toxorhynchites rutilus septentrionalis, 999 nucleotides. RefSeq lists its product as uncharacterized. The transcript has 3 exons. Lineage: Eukaryota; Metazoa; Arthropoda; Insecta; Diptera; Culicidae. The record is from RefSeq and is a predicted model, not a curated record. Bases 160 to 570 code for a protein of 136 amino acids.
UGCUCACGCCUUACUGUAGGCAGGUAAUUUUGUGGAUUUUUUCGUAUAACAAUUUCUCAUAAUUGCUUCUACGUUUUCAAAUAUCUACAAUCAGCGGUCGAAUUAAAAACAGUGCAGAAGGAUGUUUUGAGUAUAUUUUACCUUCUAGCCGCGCAAUCAAUGCCUUUCUUUCCAAGCAAGCAGCGUUUUAAUCGGCAAAAGCAUGAAAUAGAAUCGUACGUGGUACGUAUUUAUCGGCACAAUCUGAUCAAGGACGGAGGCAUCAUCAAACGGAAACUACGCGAGAAACUUUUCGAAGAGAUAAAACUGCGCCGCAAGACUCGUGUCAAAAUGGACGAGUUGGGCUGGGUGCUGAUGAACCACGAUUUGAUAACACGUAAUGAGCCAAUCCAACAGCAUGCCAAUGGUAAUCGACCAAAUCAUUUUAAAUUCAACAUGGAGCGGUUACAAACCUACUGGAGCAGCACGAACAGAACAAUCACGCUGGUAGUUGACUUCCAAAAAGUAAAACAAAUUCCUGCGUAUGCUGGAUGCAAUUUUACAAAACGACAAAGUUUUGAAGGAAAUUAAAGAGAUGGUAGUGGCGAAUCGAAUUCUAUCAGAAAUUCGUUAUGUGGCUACGGUGGAACGUAUGCUGAAACAUAAUUUGGACCCCUCUUUGCGCUGCUGCUUUGUAUGCCGAGAGUACUUCCGCACACGUGAUACUUCCUAUUGGAGUGUAACUGACCAUUGAUCAGCGACGCCCCCUAGUCUGUACCUCAUAUCAAUCGUGGUGCGUCCUGUGUAUCUGUAAAGAGUAUGUGUAUGUUGAAUUACAUUACAUGGAGCGGUUAUAAUAUAUAAUAUAAAUACCUUAUUGCAGCUAUAGUACACUAUUUUUCACGAAUAUAUAUUUGUUUAUUUCUUCCUUCAGUUGUUUUCCUCAGCGAGUUGAUAUGAAACCAUAACCACACAACCAAACAAAAAGUAAAUAAUUCAGAAAGCUACGUCUCGCUACUC